UGACGCAGACCGCUCUGAGGCUGAGAGAGUGUGACGUAAUCACCCUGCGACAGUUCCGUUUUUACGCAGUUAGUUUAAUGGGCUCGCGAGAGUGUUCCGGUCCAGAUUCUGGUUUUGUUACCGUUUUCUUUAGCAGCCGGAGACCUUCAGAGUCCAAUAGAGUCCGUUCCCAGACCAGGACCCCCUAUGGUUAGGAUCAGGUCUGAGUUAGCCCGUUUGUCUGAGUCGUUAGCUUAGGUUAGCUUAAAUUAGCUGCUGGGUAACCCGAAGUGCGUUUGUCUCCCUGAUGGAGUGUCCCGGAGGAGGGGGGGAGGGCGCGCCGCUGGGAGGGGUGAACGUGCCGGCCUUCCUGACCAAGCUGUGGACCCUGGUAGGGGACCCGGACACCGAUCAGCUGAUCUGCUGGAGCCCGGUGAGCCUGUUAGCAUUUUAGCAUGAUAGCUCUACUAGUGAAAUUCUGAAGAACUACAGCUGAAGUAAAAAUAACCCAAAGAAAACUAAACAAUAAAACUAACCAACAAAACCAACUAAUUUAACCAAACUAAUCUAAACUUAAACAAACUAAUGUAACUAACCCUGACUAGACUAAACUAAACUGACUUUUCUAACUCUGACUAAACUAAACUUAACAAACCCUGAGUUAACUAAACUCAACUAACUUAACUAACACUAACUAAACUCAACUAACUUAACUUUGACUAAACUCAACUAACUUAACUAACUCUGACUAAACUAAUCUCAACUAACUUAACUAACCCUAAACUCAACUUACUUAACUAACCCUAACUAAACGAAACUAACCUAACUUACCCUAACUAAACUCAACUAACUUAACUAACCCUAACUAACUUAACUUAUCCUGACUAAACUAAACUAACUUGACUAACCCUGACUAAACUAACCUAACUAACCCUGACUAAACUAAACUAACUUAACCUACCCUGACUAAACUAACCCAGUUAACCAAAGUAAACAAGCAAAACUUAACUUAACCAAUUAACCCUAACUAACUGUAAGGAUGGUUCGUUUUUCUCCAGGUGACUUCUUCAGCAGGUCUGACUCUCACCUGUAUUUUACGGAUCAUGUAGAUGUUUUGCUGACCUCAUACAGAAGGUCAAACAAAUCCAUAUAUGGAAACAACACAACAUAUUUUAGGAGCAUGAGUCGGUUCAGUAGGUCCUGGUUUAGGAUGAUUCCAUAAGACGUCUGAGCUCCUCAGUUCAACCACCCUAAAGGGUGAUGGGUGAUAUUGGCAAAAAAAUUGAUCACAAUAAGUUUUUGCCGUUAUGGCAAUAACGAUAAAAGUUGGUGUGUUAUUCUGUCUUGAGAACGCCAGUUUCUAUAGUCAAAUAAGAAACUUAACCCCAGGUUGAAGUGGAAGGUUAUGGAGAAAAUAAAUUACAUGAAACAAGUUUGAAAACAUUUUAGACACUUAUGAAUAAACUCUUAUUUCACCGAGUGAACAGAUCCACUGUCCGAUGUCGAGUUUACCUGAUCUUCUAACCCCCGAUCUGGAAGGAAAUCCCCCAUGUGCAGCCUCAGAAAUGUCUUCCUCACCACCUUGGCCAUGUUUUUUUGUUAUUCUGCUCUGUGUGAGUCCGUCGCUCGCACUAACUUCAUCAACUUGCAUUUAUCAGGAGAUGACAAAUAGAGGAUUUUGAUGAUGAUAAAUCAUGAACAGUGAUUUAUCGCCCAUCCCUAACGGUUAAAAAAUCAUCCAAACACUAAACAAGAUGACUCAAAAUACUGGAGGAGGACUGUGUCAAAGACAGCAGAAGAUCCAUGAGAACUAAAACUGACCCUUAUGGAGCCAAACUCAACGAUUCCGUUAGCGAUACGUUUCAGGAGAUCGGUGACAUAAAUCCAGACUGAUUCAGAUCGAGUCGAUCGUUAACGUUUCCAAGUGAAUUUUGUCCAGACUUAACAAAGUCAGAGGAGGUUCAUGAAGUUAAAGUUGAGCUCAGGUGUUUCUCUAAUUAGAAAUCAUCUGAGAAAUCAUACACACCUGUCCACACCCUUCCUUUACCUGCCCCAUUUGGUGUUAACCUGUGUGUGUGUGUGUGUGUGUGUGUGUGUGUGUGUGUGUGUGUGUGUGUGUGUCAGAAUGGGACGAGUUUCCAUGUCUUUGAUCAGGGUCGGUUCUCCAAAGAAGUUCUUCCAAAGUUCUUCAAGCACAACAACAUGGCGAGCUUCAUUCGACAACUCAACAUGUGUGAGUGUGUGACAUCACUGCUGACAUUACUGCUGACAUCACUGCUGACAUCACUGCUGACAUCACUGCUGACAUUACUGCUGACAUUACUGCUGACAUCACUGCUGACAUCACUGCUGACAUUACUGCUGGUGUCACUACUGACAUUACUGCUGGUGUCACUACUGACAUCACUGAUAUCACUGCUGACAUCACUGCUGACAUCACUGAUAUCACUGCUGACAUCAACUGUGUGUGUGUGUGUGUGUGUGUGUGUGUGUGUGUGUGUGUGUGUGUGUGUGUGUGUGCGUGUGUGCGUGCGUGCGUGUGUGUGCGUGCGUGUUAGACGGGUUCCGGAAGGUGGUCCACAUUGAACAGGGCGGUUUGUUGAAACCUGAGAGAGACGACACAGAGUUCCAACAUCCGUUCUUCAUCCAAGGACAAGAUCACCUGCUGGAGAACAUCAAACGAAAAGUGACGUCUGUACGUAGAAAGUUCUGUGUCUGCUGUUUGAAGCCAAGAUCAAAGCUCACUGGGGUAUAUGUCUGUGUCUGUGUGUAAGGUGGCGGUGCGGCAGGAGGACAUGAAGGUUUCUGCAGACGAGGUGAACCAGAUCUUGAACGAUGUGCAAGUGAUGAAGGGAAAACAAGAAACCAUUGACUCCAGGAUCAUCGCCAUGAGACAGUAAGAGUGCCUGGUCCUGGACCAGAACCAGAAUUAAAACCUGGACUGGGACGAGGACUAAAGCUGAGUCUGCUGUAUGUUCAGCAGGUUAUUAAUAAAGCUUGUGUGUGUGUGUGUGUGUGUGUGUGUCAGUGAGAACCAGGCUUUGUGGAGGGAAGUGGCCAGCCUGAGACAGAAACAUGCCCAGCAACAGAAAAUGGUCAACAAGGUAACCACACACACCUGUCCAUCUGUUAACAGAGUAAUCAAUAAAUCACCUGUCCAUCCAUUAAUAGAGUAAUCAAUAGCCUAAUAUCACCUAUCAGAAGUUUAGGCUGAAAUCUUGAUGUUUCCUUGUCAUGUGACAGUGUCUUUUUUGCUGGUUUAGUGAAUUAGGAUUUACAGUCUCCUCUCUCCGUCUGCCCCCCCAGCUGAUCCAGUUCCUGGUGUCCCUGGUCCAGUCCAAUAGGAUCAUGGGGGUGAAAAGAAAGAUGUAAAGAAAAGAGACACAGAGACUCACAAACAUCAGAUUACUCACACACACACAGCCACCAUUUAUUGUGUUGUUUGGGUGUGUUAACUGUGUAAUUGUAUGAAUUGUGUGUAUAUAGUGUGUCUGUUCUUUACAAGAGGUGUUUUCUGUGUGCAGGCCCCUGAUGCUGAAUGACUCAAACUCCGCCCACUCCAUGCCCAAAUAUAGUCGUCAGUACUCUUUGGAGCCAAUGCAGGUAACUGGCUAUAUCCCCAAAGAAAUUUGUGUCUCUGUUUACAAACAGAUUUGAGCUCAGUGUGUCUCUGUUAACUAACCGAUCUGGGCCUAUUCUACGAAGCAAGUUCGACCGCUCAACUCAGCGCGGUAGCCAGCGGUCUCGCUAAACGGUCAUACGACGCUGGUUAUCAACCUUGUAAGUGGAUCCAGCUUCGCUAUGAACGCGUGAACGCAUGUAAGGCGGAGCCCGCCGCAUAUGACCAUUCACGAAUAUGGACCAGUCUGGAGCGUCAGAGCAGGCUGGAGAGCUAAGGACCGCAGACUUUACAAACGAGGAGCAGGAGACGAUCAUGAGAAAGUAUGAAGAAUUCAAAUCUAUCAUAAACCUCAGAAGCAACACCGUCACGGCUGCAAAAGCACGAAAGGAAUACUGGCAGAAAACUGCAGACAGUCUCAAUUAGUGCUGGGCGUUAUGGAAAAAAAAUGUAUAUCACGAUAUGGAUCAUUUUAUAUCACGAUAAUGAUAUACCACGAUAUAGCUACGGUAUGCUUUCAGUUCUAUGAAAAAUUAAAGUGUAUACAGCUGCACUAGUACAGUACCAGUACAAGACCAGCACUUAAAACUAGAAAAAUGAAUAAAUAAAUACGUGGAUGAAGUGUGUUCAUGUCUGUGCUCACCCAAAGUUAUGCAACACUCACAGAAAACGCCGAGUGUGAGCCAAAGCACUCCAUAAUAAUAAUAAUAAUAAUAAUAAUAAUAAUAAUAAUAAAUUUAAUUUGUAAUGCACUUUACAUUUACAAAAAAUCUCAAAGUGCUACAGUACACAGUAAAAAAAGAGCAGCAACAAUAAAAAAACAAUAGAAUGACAGUCACAGAUUGGCAUAAAAAAAGAAUUUAAAUAAAUAAAGAAUAUAGAGUUUCAAUGUAAGAGGCAAGGUAGUAAAAGCAUAGAGGAAAACUAACCAAAGGCUUCAUUAAAAAGGUAGGUCUUUAGGGCUGUUUUGAAGAGGUUGUUCACACUGCUAGAUGUUUCUCCUCCAAAGCUGCUCUCUGCCUCCAUCAUUGUUUACUUUACUCUUGAAGCACGUGGGAAGACCCGAGCAUGAAUCCGAGCGCUUUAUUCGCCUAUCAGGGGCAGACAGGUAAGGUGAUUUGAUUCGCCACGACUCCAGAAAUGAUUGAAAAACUACAGAAUGUCACAAAAUCACGUUUCCUCGCUGCUGGUUCGAAGGGUAGAAAUGCGCAGCCGCGCUCCCAGCUGACAGGAAGUCAAACCACUGUUGUAGUUCUUCUGUGUUGCUAGCGCGGUCAAGAGUGUUAGCUCUCACUGAGAGAUGACUACAAAAAUGGACGCACCUGUUCAUCUGGUUGUUAAACACGGCUGAAAAUGAUCAUCUUUUCAUGUUGUUCCCGCUCCUGCCCACUCCCGUUGCUUUUUUUCCCGUCCCGUCCCGAUCAAGGGAUUAAUUAAAAAAUGACUCCCAUCCCGCGGGAAUCACGUGACCCACGGGAAUUCCCGAAAAAUGUCAUCCUCUACAGGGAAGGUCCCGGAGCAGAUGAAACAGGUGCCGGAGCGGCUGAAAUAGGUCCCGGAUCGAUCAAAAGAGGUCCCGGAUCGCGCUCCGACUUGCUCCGGCACAAAUUAAGCACUGCUUACAAUGAUCCCCUCACGUGUGUAACCCAGGUAACCCGCAACGGCGGGAGACGCUGGACACAAAGAGGGCACGUAAAGCGGCGUCAUGUCGCAAAAUCGAAAGAGAAAUGCGAGCCUACAUGUCAACGCAUCCUUUUCUUUAUAAGGAAAUAUUGUUUUCUCUCCCGUUCGACACCAAAUACACUUACUGAAUGUGCAAUUAUUGUUGUUGUUACUAUGAAUCAUCUGAUGGAACAAGCUCUAUGGAUAAAAUACAGCCUAUCGCCCGAAACGAUAAAAAUAGAAAUGGCACGAUAGACAUUUUCUACCGUGCCCACGAUAUCUAUCGUCCUAUCGCCCAGCACUAGUCUCAAUGCGUAAGUAUAGUGCGCAAAAAAUCUUUGAUGCCAUUAUCACCCUGAAAUAGUACUGUUCAACAUGUGCUUUUAACAUGCACCAGACAUGUCCAAUUCAUUUCCAAGAUGAAUUCAUUCAUUUGUUCAUUCCUAUCGUGUUUACAUGUUUUGUGUGAUAUGUCGGCCAUAUAAGCCUUUCAUAAAGGUGGUCAUCCGGAAAAGUAAGUGGGUCCGUGCGGUCCCUGAAAACUCUCGCGCGCCAGAGUUCUCCUCGGACAAUGCGAGCACCGAGGUCUAUAGGAUCCUCCAAGAACUCAUUUUUCAAGAGAGCUCAUUGGUCAGUGGGCGGGGUUUUUAUACUCAGUGAGUUCAAUCUGGAACUUAACCUGCCCCGGAGCAGGUUAGCCGUUCAGCGUACGUUGCCAUGGAGACUCGCCUCGCUAAGAAGUGAACCCGCGUCGUAGAACAGGAAAUCCCGAACUUACCCUCGAAGUUAUCACGCUAAGCAGUAAUCCUGCUUCGUAACAGAAACUUACAAACAGAUCAGAGGUCAGUGUGUUUCUGUUUACAAACAGAUCUGAGGUCAGGUUGUCUCAGUUUACAAACAGAUCUGAGGUCAGUGUGUUUCUGUUUACAAACAUUGUGUUGGUUGUUUAAUUUUGAUAGUUUUUUUUUCUUACAGGCAGCAGACAGUCCCUUUUCAGCUGACUCUCUUUUGACCUCUGGGCCAAUAAUCUCUGACAUCACAGACAUGGUGGUUCCUGCCUCACAGGAAGCUGUCAGUGAUUGGAAGGAUGCAGGGUGAGAAUAACAAACAGACAGACAUGACAUUAGCAGGACUGCGGUAGCAUGGGGACACCAUGGUACGUCGUCUGCCCACUUUUUGUGUGUACAAAAUAAUCUAGAAUAAAUAAGUGGCAGAAGAAAUGAUUGGUCUUAAAACUGGAGUUACUGACAAAGUUCAAAAACACAAAUGUUCCCCCGUAAUCUGACUUAGAUCGUCAGUUUUGUCAUCAUUUAACGGGCAUUUCCUGCACCGCGCUUCCUUCGCACAUCCUCUCCGUUUAUGUGGAGGGUCACGUGCUGUCUAAAACCUUAGACUGUGGACUGAGAGGGACCCUCUAACAGCCAUUCUGGUUCAUUGGCCCAGUUAAACGUGGUUAUUGUAACCACGGGUUACAAUAAAACCCCGUUUUAUCGGAUCAUCAGGAUCCAGUCAAUCCCUGGACCACUGCAGGUUUUUUGGUAAAUUAGAUGGAGACCUCCAGCUCCAGUUGGGAUGCUAGUUUUUUCACUGCAACCAUGCCUGUGUCCACAGCCUCUUGUCCCUCUGUCCUAUCAGCACAGAUUUCUAUUCGUUUAAAUGUCUGUUUCAAACUCUUGAGAAAAAUGGAAUUAUAGAAAAACCAAAAAAACAGCAAGACUGAGGAAAAGAUACAAGAACCUUGGAAGUGCAGCCAUUUUUAGGACGCAAACACAACCAGUUAUUAAAUGGAAAAGCAACCUUCAAGUCUGAACGUUAUCCUUUAGCUUUUCUACCACCGAAGAAGUGGUUUCUGGCAAAAGUCAUGUCAGAGGUCAUGUAAAGACCUAAACAGGCUCAUGAAUUCACUCUUGUCCUGGCUAAUUGUUUAACCUAAGAGUUCACAAAAAGAUUCGCUGUAGUUCAGGAUGACAGACAAACCUUUACGAUGUUUUCUUCCUGAAGACGGAGACUAAACUCCUGAACACCUACAUGUAGACAAAGCAUUAGCUGAUGCCAGAGCAAUGGAUUAAACAGAGUGGCGACAACUUCAGAUCUCGCCGCCGGAGCGGUCACGUGGUUCAUGUACCCCUCCAUAGUUCCAAACGCAGCCUGCACUGUCCAUGCUCUUCAACAGGACAGACUGCAGUGAGCGCGCAUUUAAGAGGUAAAUAUUAAAAUUAACCGUAAAAAGUCAACAUUUGCUACUCUUAUUGGAUUACUGUGUACACGUCAAAGUCACGUACGUAUAUUUAGCGGCUGGAUGACAAAUAAAAGUGAAAUAAGACAAGUUUGGUAACACGUGUUACUUUUUAAUAAGAGAAAAUAAUACAAUAAAGUGGUAAGUAACAGGUGUUACAAGCUGUUUAAACAAUUGUACAAUGUUUUGAUCUUGCAGCAUUUUUCCAUGUUAAACAUACGCCUUAAAUGCUGACAGGAUUUAAAAAGUAGCGGUCCCUUUACUCUAUCAUCCCAUAAGCAGAAAUCAAAUUACAUAGCACUUAUGUUAGUCGAAAAAGAAUAAACUGCACAUAACAUCGAGAACUGAUAAAGGCUGAAAUCUAAAAUAAAGCCCAUAAGUAACCAUCUCAACAUAUGAUUGAUGAUGAUGAUUCAUCUGUGAUUCAUAACUCAGUCACACAAUACAUUUUGGCAGGCCUCUACAGCUGACGACGUCCAGCUAGCGUGGCUAAAAAAUCGAUCCCAAUUCUAAAAAAACGUAAUUACAUUUGUAAUUACAAUUUGAGCAUACUAAAAUUAAAAUCAUUUUACAUAUAAAGGGGUCCCUCGAUACCAUUUACACACGUAUUGGCAUUACAUUCGUUGAUACAAUAUUUUACCUUGGGGAGUGUGGGAGCAAACCGUGGCUAAAAAAAUCAAUCCCAAUUCCUGACUAAAAAAAUGUAAUUACAUUUGGGAUAUACAUUUUUACAUAUAAAGGGGUCCCCUCGAUAUCAAUAACACAUGUAUUGGCAUUAAACUUGUUGAUAUUUUAUCAUUUAACCUCGGUGAGCGCUUGCCUUGUGGCCAUAGAAGUAAACGGCGUCCGACGUGACAGGCGGUCAUGUUGGAACUAUUGAGAGUUCCAUAACCCGGAAGUGGGGUCCGCCGGGCUGUACAGCGUAUGCCUAUGGGAGUGUCGCCACUCUGUUUAAUCCACUGCUCUGGCUGAUUCUGGCCUGGGCAGACACACUUUCAAUUUCAGCUCUAGAAAAAUUGCAUUUCCUUGCAGAAAAUGCGUGGAACUGCUGAGUGCUGAAAUCUGAAAAAACAAUGCAAAACUGCUAAUAAAACAUGGAGAAAGGUAUAAAUGUUAAAGCUGUUGAAGGGGUGAAAAAGAAAUAGAAGUUGGAUAAUUGUUUAAUUGGUUGAAGGACAAAUAGUAUGAAUAUGCUCUAUAAAAGGAAAUUUUAUUCAUGUUGAAAGAGGCUAGAAAAAUGUCUAAAAUUGCACAAAGUUUGAAUGAAGAAGGAAAUUACCUUAAAAGGCAGGAAGGUGAGAAGUGGCAUAAGAUUAAGUUGUAGUACUAGAAGUAGUAUGAUAAGAAGUCAAGUAGUGAUAUUAGUGGUCAUGUCACCAGUAGAAGUAGAUUGAGAAUAAAAGAAGUAUAAGUCAAAGUAGUAGAGAAAGUAGAAAUAGGAGCAAUAGCAGUUGAAGUAGAGGGGAAAGUUCUAGUUUAAUUGACAUUAGCAGUAGUUGUCGUACUAGAGGUGGGAUUUUGUUUGAAGGAUGGAGUAAUUCAUAAAUAUUAAAACUAAUUUAAAACAGGGAAAAUUUAAAUAGUCAUAAAUCCUCAAGUAUAAGAAAGUUUUGAAGUAUUAGAAAGGUUUGAAUCAGUUUGAAUGAGUUUAAAUUAGUUUGAAAAAUUAAUAAAUCGUCACUGAGUGACUUUAAAAUUUGAAAAAUUUAAAUGAAUAACAAUCCUGAAUACACCCCAUAAUGUCCUCAAUGAGCUUAGAUUUUGAAUGGUUUCUGUAGGUCAAAGUUCAUGGAAGGAGAUAGGGGCCGAAGUUUGUCAAGCGCUCUGGUGAAGGGUUUUAAAUGUCACCCUCAGUGCUCUGUGUUCUGAGGCUGGUUUCAUGUGUCUCAUAUGACCGUUAAGGGGCGUUCAGACCAGACGCGACGCGACUUGGCGACGGCUCCCAAUGCAAAGUCUAUGGCCAGCCGCGACCUGACACGACUUGGCGACCGCCGGCUGCCUGCGACGCGACCUGUGUUCACACCAGGUCCAAAGCUGCAGUCGCAGGUCGCGGCUGGUCGCCGGUGACAUCAUCCAUGUCACUAGCUCAGUUUUCAGUUCAUCAGUGCUGCCGCAUAUCUGUACAUCCGCAGUAGACGCCGCCGGCGUUUAUGGGUGCAUGAAACCAUCCGGAGGAGGACGGAGCUGGGUGAAUUUCACCGCUUGCUCCAGGAACUCCGCCUGGACGACGGUCGCUUCCAGCGGUAUUUCCGUGUGUCGACGGCGCAGUUCGAGGACCUCCUCGCCCGGGUGGGAAGCAGCAUCUCCCGCCUGGACACGAAAUACAGGCGCUCCAUCUCAGCUUCGGAACGCCUGUCUAUCUGUCUGUCCCUCAUAUAAACGUCCCUAAGCCCCUUCCACCGCCUGCGGCACACAUCCACUGCAAAGACACACACACAUACGUUGAAACAUGUAGCCUAGCAAGCAGGGGCAGUUAGCUCUGUUUUCAUAAAACAGUCCGCUCACUGAAAUAAAUAAAUAAACAAACAAGCUCACCAGAAAGCCCGACAUCACGGGACACCUUCCCCCAUGCUUCUUCUUUGGCGUUGCGUAGCGGUACAGCCCGCAACCCACGUCGUGUAGCACCGUGUGGUAGCUAACGGAUGUGAUUAACUGCUCCUCCAUUGUGAUUCUUCUUCUCCUCUUCCUUGUUUCGCCGGUUUGUUGACGUCAGCAGAGCCCUGAUUGGCUGUCGCGGCACGGAGUCGCUCCCAGAGUUCAAAUAUUUGAACUUUGGGAGCGACGCGACUUGGCGUCCUGCGACCUCGGCGACGCGCCUUGGCGACUGGUCGCUAGGUCGCGUCAGGUCGCGUCGCAGGCAGCCGGCGGUCGCCAAGUCGCGUCAGGUCGCGGCUGGUCUGAACGCCCCUUUAGAAGCAGCUUUCCAGUCAGCUGUGUGUCCUCAGGUGCACUAAUUGGUUGCCAUGGCGAAGGAAGAUGUGUCACUGUAGCAGGAGAGAGGAGGCUUGAAGCUGAGGAAAUGGCUCUCCAGCUAGGCCCUGAUGGUCAACCUCUGUAUAUAUUCAUGAUAAGGAGCUUGUGAGAACACAAGACUCUGCUGAACACAUUAAUACAAUUUAUUAUCACAAUCCUCAAAACACCCCAUAAUAUCUUCAAUGAGCUGAAUUUUUGAAGCCCUGAAUGGUUUCUGUAGCUCAAUGUUUGUGGGUGGAGAUAGGUGGUGAAGCAGACACAUAAAUACUGUGUGUACAUGCAGGUCUUAUAGGCAGAGACACACACGCACACACAUUGUCAGACUGUGUGUGUGUGUGUGUGUGUCUCGUUAAUUAUUGCAUCCCAAACAGCUGUGAGAUCAAAGGCAUUAACUGACCUACUGUUUGAAUGAGAAGCUGCCUCUGGACUUCUUCACAUAGCAUGAUUUCCUUAAAUCCCAGAAUGAAAAUAAGAACAUCGUACGAGUCCUCCUCCCUUCAUGAACACGAUGUGUUUUUCAUGUCUGUACUUCAAAAAAUGUGGCCACAACAGCGAGUUAAAAAGGUUUGAGCCUGAGUGAUGAUCAGAAUUUUCUUGGAGAAAAAUCACAUUAGGGCCAAUGCGAGGGUUCUUUGCCAUUUCUGGAUCGUUGGUCACCUGCUGGCCAAGGGGUAGGAUUUAAUGAUUUGAAACCUCUUUUGUGAGAAGCAGGACACAUAUACCUCCAUUUUGAUGUAUUUUUUAUGGCUGUGGAGGGAGAUUUGUGAGCGUGGGAGCGAUAUAUUCAAGCGAGGUUUUGUCGAUCCAAGAGGAGCUUAAAUUGUGGGAAUAGUCGACAAGUUAAUGAACAUUUUUAAGCCAAAAUGAGGUCUCUAGGUGAAAGUAUGCUGAAGUUAUUAGGCUGAGAAGGUGGAAGAAUAAGAGGAAGAAUUGGAAGAUUUCCCCAUUGACUUCAAUGUUAAAAUUUUUGCACAAAAAGUUAAAAAAGCAAAAAGUAUAAAGGAUAGAAAAGUGAAAAGUACAUCCGCACAUGUCCUGAAGGAGUGGAAUAGUUUAAAGUUGAACAGUUGAAAUCGCACAAAGUUUGAAGGAGGAGAAGAGGUCCAAAAAAGGUACGGAAGAAAAAUAAGUUUCAUAAUAAUAAAGAAACGGGAGAAUAACAACAAGUGGAAACGCUUAAUCAGCAUUUCCACUUAAGAAUAAAGAACAAAGUAACAAUAAGAAUAAUAAUAAAGAAAUGGGAGAAUAACGUUAAGUGGGAUUGCCUUAUCAGCAUUUCCACUUAAUAAAAAUAAUAAUACAAUAAUAACAAUAAUAAUAAUAAUAAUAAUAAUAAUGAUAAUAAUAAUAAUAAUAAUACAAUAAUAAUGAUAAUCAUAAUAAUAAUAAUAAUACAAUAAUAACAAUAAUAAUAAUAAUAAUAAUACAAUAAUAACAAUAAUAAUAAUAAUAAUACAAUAAUAACAAUAAUAAUAAUAAUAAUACAAUAAUAAUGAUAAUAAUAAUAAUAAUAAUAAUAAUACAAUAAUAACAAUAAUAAUAAUAAUAAUAAUAAUACAAUAAUAACAAUAAUAAUAAUAAUAAUAAUACAAUAAUAACAAUAAUAAUAAUAAUAAUACAAUAAUAAUGAUAAUAAUAAUAAUAAUACAAUAAUAACAAUAAUAAUAAUAAUAAUACAAUAAUAACAAUAAUAAUAAUACAAUAAUAAUGAUAAUAAUAAUAAUAAUAAUAAUAAUAAUACAAUAAUAACAAUAAUAAUAAUAAUACAAUAAUAACAAUAAUAAAAAUAAUAAUUCAAUAAUAAUAAUAAUAAUAAUAAUAAUACAAUAAUAAUAAUAAUAAUACAAUAAUAACAAUAAUAAUAAUAAUAAUAAUACAAUAAUAACAAUAAUAAUAAUAAUAAUAAUACAAUAAUAACAAUAAUAAUAAUAAUAAAGGAGACACAGUGUCUCCUUUACACCUACCUGUCAGGUGAGCACUCUAAUAACUAAUAGGCAGUCUGUAAAUGCUCUCUAAUUGGUCAGUAAGCACUAACCCGGUGCCCUCCCCUCUCGGUUUGUCUGCAGAGAGAUCCAAUCAAAAAUCAAACAGGAGCUGCACAGCCCAGAUGUUGACGUGAUGUCUGUCAUUGAAGGCGGAGCCACAAAUGUAGACACGCCUCUUUCUCCAACCACCUUCAUCAACUCCAUCCUGCAGGACAACGAGACGCAGACACGGCCCACCAGCUCAGCCCCAACAUCAGGUAACAGCUGCACCUGUGAUGGGGCGGGGGGGUCCCAGAGCUCUGACCAAUCAGAGCAAAGAUCCCAGAGCUCUGACCAAUCAGAAGAAAAAACUCAGAGCUUCUCUUCUUCUCUCUCAGUCAGUCCCAUCAUCAUGAUGAGCCCCCCCCUCGCUGAGCCCCUCCCACUAACACCAGCUGGCCUAUCAACGUCCUCCAUCUCUACCCUCAGCUCCAAAUCCCCCAACAAACCCCAGCCCAGCUGCCAGACUGUGGCCCUCAUCGACAGGUAAGAACCACACACCUGUUUGUCCUGAAGAUGACCUGGGAUCUGCCGCUGGAGGAAAAAGUUCCUGUCAGAGCUACUCCAUCCUGUUUUUUGUUUUUUUUGUUUUUUUGUGAACAAGUGAAUUUACAAACUAGUCAGGCAAAGAAUUAGUGCCAAAGGUUCCUGAAGCGCAGACCCAGUAUUUUAAACUAUAAAAAUAAAAAGACAAACAGGAUAAUAGAAGUGUUCACCUUCAUUAUUGAACAUUAAAAGAAAGUCUCAGGGUCAGACAGAUUUAAGGGACUAAAAGGUCGUGAAGUAAUCUGGUUUAGAAACGUCAUAAUUAAAGAAUUAAUGAAACAUUAAUCAUGAAGUCCAAGUGUUUGUCUUUGAAAAUAAAAACAAAGGUCACCAAAACUUUACUGACAUUUCUAAUGAUGAGAACAGUGAUGUUCCCUGUCUGUGUGUCUGUCCCUCUGUCUCUGCCCCUUCAGUUUGUCUGUCCCUCACUUUAUCACCUGUCUGUGCGUCCGUCCCUAAGUCUCUCACCUGUCUGUGUGUCUGUCCCUCAGUCUCUCACCUGUCUCUGUCCCUCAGUCUCUCACCUGUCUGUGUGUGUGUCUGUCCCUCAGUCUCUCACCCGUCUGUGCUUCCGUCCUUCACUUUCUCACCUGUCUGUAUGUCUGUCCAUCUGUCUCUGCCCCUUCAGUUUGUCUGUCCCUCACUUUAUCACCUGUCUGUGCGUCCGUCCCUAAGUCUCUCACCUGUCUCUUUUUCUGUCCCUCACUCUCCAACCCGUCUGUGUGUCUGUCCCCCAGCCUCUAACCCGUCCAUGUGUCUGUCCCUCAGUCUCUCACCUGUCCAUGUGUCUGUCCCACAGUUUCUGACCUGUCUGUGUGUCUGUCCCUCAGUCUCUCACCUGUCCGUGUGUCUGUCCCUCAGUCUCUCACCUGUCUGUGUGUCUGUCCCUCAGUCUCUCACCUGUCUGUGUGUCUGUCCCUCAGGUCUGAACUGGCAGAUCAUGUGGACAGUAUUGACAGCAGUUUGGAGAACCUUCAGAACGUCCUCAACACUCAGAGUUUCGGCUUUGAUGCGUCUCCUCUCAUGGAGGUUCGUCUGUUCCUCACUUCAUCCUGAUUGUAACAAACGUUUAUCAUAAACCAGUUAUCAUAUAUGUGUGUGUGUGUGUGUGUGUGUGUGUGUGUGUGUGUGUGUGUGUGUGUGUGUGUGUGUGUAGUUUUUCAGUGCUCCGUGUUCCUCCUCAGACUUUGACCUCGACUCUUUGGACAUCGUAAGUUUAAAAGACUUUUUUAAACCAUUAUCAUAAUACAAGGUAAACUCAGGUGUGAACAGGUUAUGUCAGGUUAGGCCUGUCGCGAUAAUCAAUAAAUCUCCUUAUCGCUCGGUAAAUAAAAACGAGGUCGAUAACUUUGCCAGCCUCGAUAAUUGACGUGCGUUUGUUUUCCUCCUCUCUCUACCAAACACGCUGGAUGAGAGAAGAGGUCUCACUCUGAGCAUUGUUCUCGGCACCUGGGGGCGUUGGCUCUAUAGCGGAAUGAACGGAGUUAGUGAACCCUCCUGUCAGUCAUUCAGUGUCUUUGUCACGAGGGGGCGCGCGCACAGGCACACAGACAGACUUUUGGAUACAGUGCUGCAAGUGAGCGUCGUGAGUGAAAAGCAAGCAAACAGAAUGAACACGACAGCUUUGGUGUCUAAACCGAACGCAACAGCCCAAGUGUGGGAAUAUUUCGGCUUUAAACCAGUUUUGUUUUCGUCAACCACAAAACUCCACGUGUGUGUGUGCGCGUGUGUGUCUGUGUGUUGGAGGAGCACAGCAGGCUGAUGAGAGCUGUCAGAGCGGACUGAAGCUGCUCCUGUAUGUUUAGCGUUUAACUGACUGAGUUUUGAAACUCUGUUCGUCAUUUUCGUCUCGUCCCAUCAACGUAAACGCACUUUCGUCUCGUCACAUUUUAGUCAUCUCCGACUUCUGUUUAGCUCGUCAACGUUACGUCUUCGUCGUGGAAGAAAAGGGAAAUAUUUUUGUCAACGAAAACAACCAGUGUUGUUCUCGUUGACGAAAAUAUUUCCCUUUUUUGACGCUGGCGUUGACGAAAAUAUUUGACGAAAUAUGACGAAAACAACACUGCUUUAAACCAAAUGAAAGAGGUGAGCCCACAAAUACGGACGAGCCGAUAUGUCGUAUUUGUUCCAAAGUUGUGGUGACAAAGAAGGGGAAUACGACGAACAUGCAUGUACACCUCAAGCACAAUCAUCCCCUCCAUUUUUCUCAACUGAGAAAAAAAAGUUUCACCGGAGGUGCUGCGGAGCCAUCGUCCCGACAGGUACUGCUUACUGAAGCGUUUGGUAAGCAAAGCAAAUAUAAACAAAACAGCGCAAAAUGGUGACAGACAGUGGAAAUUAAAGUUUAUCACUUUUGACAUGGUGUACUCGCAUUAUUAUGCCAUAUAAUAUCUUUAUCUAUAAUUUAAAAAACAAUGUCAAUAAUAUCGUUUAUCGGCAAUAAUUUGUAGCACAAUUAUCGUCCAGCAAAAUUUGUUAUCGUGACAGGCCUAUGUCAGGUGUAUCCAGGUAAACUCAGGUGUGAACAGGUAAACUCAGGUGUGAACAGGUAAACUCUGGUGUGAACAGGUAAACUCAGGUGUGAACAGGUAAACUCAGGUGUGAACAGGUAAACUCAGGUGUAUACAGGUAAACUCAGGUGUAUACAGGUAAACUCUGGUGUUAACAGGUAAACUCAGGUGUUAACAGGUAAACUCAGGUGUAUACAGGUAAACUCAGGUGUGAACAGGUAAACUCAGGUGUGAACAGGUAAACUCAGGUGUGGACUCAGGUUUCCCUCAGGUCUCACCUGUGGUCGUGUUAUGAAGGGGACAGAAGGAGGUGUGUCCUCUUCGUAACAUUUGUUCAUUGAUGAUUUCACUCAGGAGUAACUGUGACGUCACUUCCUCUUUCAGUUGCUGUCAGGAGACUCUGCUAAAGGAAGUGAUGUCAGCAGCACUGCCAUCCAGCCAGGUAACACACCUUUAAACCUUUGAAUCCCUGUAUGUAUGAUUGUUGUCAUGGUGACCCCUCUGCUUCUCUCUGAUAGGUCCAGGGAACCAGCUGGUCCAGUACACGGCGCCGUCCGCCCCGACAUCUGAACCAAUCAGCUCAGGGGAGGGCGGGGCUUUCCUGCCCUCAUUACUGGGGCUGGAGGCGGAGUCUUUUUUCAACACGGACCCACCCACCGACGACCCUUCAGGGGCCCUGCUUAGCCACACCCAAAUCGACCCUGACCUCUGACAUCCUCUGCAGAGGAAGGGGCAUAGAAUGAUCUGUCAACAUAGCAACAGGACAGCAGUACUAACAGCUCAUAUUGACCAGAUCAGUCAGGGGUCAAAGGUCAAAAUUGAUUCUGACCAAUAACAAAGAAGUCUGUAUGUUUCUUCUUUUUCUUCUACUUGUAUUAUGUUGGCAGGUCUUCUGCUUCUAUCAUUUAGAUCUUCUUCUUCUGCACCUUUCAUUUUAAGCUUGUUUAUUUCUCUAAUGAGUUUCCGGAUGGCACCUUUAGGCUGUGAUGAUAUCACGUCAUCAUGUGACCCAGCUGUUCGCUGUCCUGCAUGCAUGCAGAUUGGCCGCAAUUGUGUCUACAUUUAUUUUUGUCUGAAAUUGAAAUUUAUGGAUGUUGUUGUUACCAACGAGUCCCGUUACCAUGGAGACCAUCAGCUUGAAACAGAGAGAGUCCAGGUAUCACGCACAAUAACACCUGUGUGUGUAUUUAAUGGUGUGUGUUUGUUAAGAAGAGGGGCAUCGUGGGAAGAACAAAUAGAGUCGAAUGUUAAAGUGUUUCAAAGUAGCUGAAAAUCUUUGACUUCAAAACUUUAUUUAAAUAAAUAUUUUUGUAAACCAUAA
Messenger RNA from Xyrichtys novacula (pearly razorfish), 16870 nucleotides. The record is from the annotation of a GenBank genome assembly. Lineage: Eukaryota; Metazoa; Chordata; Actinopteri; Labriformes; Labridae.